This is a messenger RNA of Vicia faba (fava bean), 633 nucleotides long. Lineage: Eukaryota; Viridiplantae; Streptophyta; Magnoliopsida; Fabales; Fabaceae. The record is from the annotation of a GenBank genome assembly.
AUGGCGGAGAAUGACAAAGCUCUGAAGGAUUGCGAAGGCAUGAUUCAGAAGAGUCUCAAAUCUCCAAUCGUGAAAUUCUUGAGGGAACGCUUGGAGAAAUCCGGGUGUCCUGUUCAAGACAAUUUCUUCAAAGCUAUUAACUGUGAUAAGCUUCAUGCCGGCGGUUACAUUCCCGGUGAAGGGAUAGUUGUGUGUGGAAAUCGAACACAAAUGCAAGACGAGGUUACACAGGCUAUAACUCAUGAUCUUAUUCAUGCGUUUGAUGACUGUCGCGGUGCGAACUUGGAUUGGACUGAUUGUGCUCAUCAUGCUUGUAGUGAGAUUAGGGCUGGUCAUCUAAGUGGUGAUUGUCAUUUCAAACGGGAACUUCUACGAGGAUUUAUAAACAUACGAGGGCACGAACAAGAAUGCAUCAAAAGAAGAGUUUUGACAUCAUUGUCUUCAAAUCCUUAUUGCUCUGGUUCAACUGCCAAGGAUUAUAUGGAGUCUGUAUGGGAUGACUGCGUCAAAAGAAGAGUGUUGACUUCAUUGUCUUCAAAUCCGUUUUGCUCUGGUUCAACUGCCAAAGAUUCUAUGGAAGCUGUAUGGGAUGUUUGUUAUAAUGAUACAGCACCUUUCGAUAGAGCUCCUUAG